Molecule: messenger RNA, 4932 nt
Organism: Sphenostylis stenocarpa
Lineage: Eukaryota; Viridiplantae; Streptophyta; Magnoliopsida; Fabales; Fabaceae
Source: the annotation of a GenBank genome assembly
AUGGAGUUUGAAGAGUCGCAACAAUGGUGGAUAAAGAAGAAAGAUAGAAAGAGAGACCAGGUUAUUUCAAAGAAAAUGACAACCGUUGGAUUGAGUUCUGAGCAAACUCAACUCAAGUAUGUCAAAUUAAAGGAUGAGAAAGAAGAACAAAAGAAGGUUGAAUCAAAAUGUCCGAAGAUACUAAAGUACAGGAGACCAGAUAUACUUUAUAAGUAUCCAUCACAUAAUGCCACAAGUAGAAGGAGAAACUUUAGUGAUAAGAAUUGGGAUGUGUAUGGUGGUUUAGAAGAAAAGGCUAAGGAUUUAUCAGCAGUUUUUCAUAAUGAGUUCACUAAAAAAAACAUAGAGAACGAAUGGGGAAAAUACUUUGAAAAGGGAGAAAGUUCUUUGGAAAAUAAAUUAUAUGCAAAAAAUGCUCAAGUUCCUAAGCGGCAAACCUUGAGAUCUGAACCUUCAAUGAUUGACUUGGUGGAAUGUGGUGAUUUGGAGUUAGAGAGAAAGUUAGAGGAUGGAGAUGAGGAGGAAGAAACACAAGAGGAUAGGAAUAAAGCUAUAGAAUGGACAGAAGAUGAUCAAAAAAACCUAAUGUAUCUUGGCAUUUCUGAAAUGGAGAGAAACAAAAGGUUGGAGAGUCUUAUUGCUAGAAGAAAGGCAAAAAGGUUAUCUAAGGUUCAACUUGAUAAGAGAUUAAAUAAUAAAAAACCAAUGGCACCAGUACUUAUUAAAAGAAGCGAUCCUGUAAAUACUUCAAAAGAGUUUGAAGAUGUCGUAGAAAUGCCCGGUUCUGCCCCUUCUGUAUUGCCAAAAAGUCCUUAUGAUAUUCCUUAUGAUCCUUCUGAGGAGAAGCUUAACCUUAGAGGGGACAAUUUACCUCAAGAGUUCUCUAAUCAAAAAGACAUGUCAUUUUGCAGGCAUGAAAGUUUUAGUUUGGAUCACCCUUUCCCAUCAGAAAUCAAACAAGAUUCCGGUUUUAAAGAGCAAUAUUUUCUUAACAGAGGAAGAAAACAUUCUGACAGAUUUGCAUAUUCAAGAUUCAGAAGAAAUCAAACAGAUAAAGGAACUCAUGAUUGGCUAAUUGACCAGUUGAUUUACAAUGAAGGUGGAGAAAGUGAAUUACAAUCAUCCAAUUUAUUAAUAAAGGGAGAAGAAUCAACACAUGAAGAGGAUGAAAAAUGUAAAAUUGGUAUGAAUGACAUGAAAGGUGAGAAAGUAGAGUUUGAAACAAAAUUUAUGUCAAAUCAAACAAGUGAACUAAGACCAGAGAAAUCAGGACGAUGGUCUAAGUUUCCUAAGCCUCAUGAAAGGGUUUUCAGUUUACCAGUAUCUAAUAGUAGCACCAAUGCUACUACUACUGAUAUAAAUGAGAUUUUAUAUGAGACUGUCACAUCAGUAAUUGAUAAAAGACAAGAAAAUAUGGUUUUAACUAGUGGUAGACUUUGCCAUACCCCAACAUAUUCUGUGGCUUCUGACUUACAAGUAGAGGUUUCUGAAAUUGGUUCACCAACAUCAACUGUUGGUGAAAAUGUUGAGACUAAUUCAUCCACUGAUAGAGACUCUGUAUUGUAUGAUGGGGACAUUGAUAGAGACAUUAGUUCUGGUAGUGAAGAUUUAUGGGGUGCCUCUUUCCAUGGAGUAAAAGAAGCACAAGGAGAUAAAAAUGAGGGGAAUAAUGUAGAAAUAAACAAAUCCUCAAAGGGUGUUGCUUCACCCCUUGCUCCACGUCAUAUAGAUGAAGAAAAUACAUCUAAUAUGAUAUCAUUAUCCUCAAAAUCUGAUGUGCCUAAAGAUACUACUUUAUCCCAUGUAAUAGAUAGUCAUAAUGUCAUCUUUGAUUCUAUGAAACAUCUUGUGGGGGAAAUUGAAACAUCACAAUCUUCUAAUUCUUCUGGUGCUCAUCAACAAUUUCAAAACAAAAUACACUCAGAACACCAAGAGGAACGGUGCAACAUGCCAGAAAAUUUAGCAAAUGAGACACAGGUUAUCAAUGAUAUGAAUAAUUUAGCAACCAUCAAUCAAAAUAACAUAGAGAACUCAAGAAAUAAUGAAGAUCAUAGCACAUCAGUAAUACGACAAGAAUCAAUUGAUGGUACUUCCAUUUAUUCAACUUCAUCCUCACCAAGGUCUGUAUUACCUGAGAAAACAUUGGUAGAUGAAUUUUUAUUGUCAAAUUUUGACCAACACAUGCAUAUAGAUGGUCAACAAUCUAUUGUGGAAGGUGUAAACCAAGAAAUUUUAGAUAAUGAAGUUCCACCUCACACUCAAACUAGUCAAUCAAUGGUGGAUAAUAUAAUAGAUGAAAUUUCAUUGUCAAAUUUUGAUCGACACAUGCAAAUAGAGCCUCAACAAGCUAUUAACGAGGGUAUGACCCAUGAAAGUUUGAACAGUGAAAUUUCAACUGACAUCAUACCUCAAAAUAUGAAACCAAUGAUGGAUGAUUUAAUAGAUGGAAUUUCAUCGUCAAACUUUAAUCAACACAAGUAUUUAGAGCUUCAACAAUCAAUUGUGGAAGAUACGACACUAGGCAAUGAAACUCCACAUGACAUGUCUCAAACUUCACCAAUAAUAGAUAUAACUGAUGAAUCACAUAAUGUUGACUUCAAUCAUUCACAGAUUGAGCAAAUGCCAUCAACAAUUAUUAAAGAUGAUAACAAUGACAAACCAUCAAGUAGUAAUAAUGUCCACAAAGAGUUAUCAAGACAAAGGGUCACUGUGUCAAAGGUUCAAAAUAGAGAUUCAGCAUCUUUAGAACCUUUUAGUAGUGAUGAGGAUGACAUCCUCACACAACAUGCACAUGAGGAUGGUGACAACUUAGAGGUUCAUCCCAUACAACAACAAUCUCAACAUCAUUUACCCUAUCCAUACAUCCCUCCCCAACAUUUUGAAACCUAUACCACACUUUCUUAUGAACAAAAUAGUGAGUUUGGUGAUGCAUUUGACCAUGAAUUAGUGGAACAUUCACCUGGAUCAUUAUUUAAGGGAAUGCGGUUCCAAAACAAGGAAGAAGUAGUUGACGCACUUAACAGUUGGAGCUUACUACCUCCUGUUGCUGUUGUGUGUUCAUCAUUUGUUUGUUGUCUACAGAAACGUGACAAACAGCAGAAAACCAUGGCUUGCCUGUACAAGAAUCCCAACCAAUCCAUUGAAGUUCGUGUGAAGGACCUUCUUUGCCGCAUGACUCUGAGGGAGAAGAUUGGUCAGAUGACCCAAAUUGAGCGCACUGUUGCAAUCGAUUCUGCCAUUAGAGAUCUCUCCAUUGGGAGCAUACUCAGUGCUGGAGGAAGUUCACCAUUUGAAAAUGCACAGUCGUCUGAUUGGGCUGAUAUGGUAGAUGGCUUUCAAAAGCUUGCUCUACAGUCGCGACUGGGGAUACCUCUCCUCUAUGGGAUUGAUGCAGUUCAUGGUAAUAAUAGUGUCUAUGGUGCUACCAUAUUUCCUCACAAUAUUGGUCUUGGAGCUACGAGGGACAGUGAUUUAGUUCGAAAAAUUGGAGUUGCUACGGCACUUGAAGUUAAAGCAAGUGGAAUUCACUAUAAUUUUGCUCCAUGUGUGGCGGUCCUCAAAGAUCCUAGAUGGGGAAGAUGCUAUGAGUGUUAUAGUGAGGAUACUGAAAUAGUUAGAAAGAUGGCUUCCAUUGUAUCAGGUUUACAAGGCCAGCCGCCAGAAGGACAUGAACAUGGAUACCCUUUUGUAGCUGGAAAGAACAAUGUUGUUGCAUGUGCCAAGCAUUUUGUUGGAGAUGGAGGUACUCAUAAAGGUGUGAACGAGGGAAAUACUAUAUUAUCUUAUGAAGACUUAGAGCGAAUCCACAUGGCACCUUACUUAGACUGCAUUUCUCAAGGAGUUUCAACCAUUAUGGUCUCCUAUUCUAGCUGGAAUGGACGCAAACUCCAUGCUGACCAUUUUCUUAUAGCUGAAAUCUUGAAGGGCAAAUUAGGUUUUAAGGGGUUUGUCAUUUCUGACUGGGAGGGACUUGACAGACUUUGCCAGCCUCACGGGUCAGAUUAUCGGUACUGCAUCUCCUCUUCCGUCAAUGCUGGAAUUGACAUGGUGAUGGUCGCUUUAAGAUACAAUGUUUUCAUUGAAGAAUUGACCUCUCUAGUUGAAUCAGGGGAAGUGCCUCUGAGCAGAAUUGAUGACGCCGUUGAGCGAAUUUUGAGAGUAAAGUUCGCUGCUGGGCUUUUUGAAUUUCCUUUAAGUGACAGAUCUCUGUUAGACACAGUUGGCUGCAGGCCCCAUAGAGAUCUAGCACGUGAAGCAGUUCAGAAGUCCUUGGUUUUGUUGAAAAAUGGAAAAGAUCUUAGCAAACCUUUUCUUCCACUGAACAAGAAUGCUAAGAGAAUCCUUGUUGCCGGAACACACGCAGAUGAUCUUGGAUAUCAAUGUGGAGGGUGGACUAAAACUUGGUAUGGAUUGAGCGGACGAAUCACAGUUGGGACAACAAUUUUGGAUGCUGUGAAGGCAACUGUGGGAGCUGAAACAGAAGUGAUGUACGAGAAAUAUCCGUCCAAGGACACCAUAGAACGUAACGAAUUCUCUUUUGCAGUUGUAGCUGUUGGUGAAGAACCAUAUGCUGAGAUCUUAGGUGACAAUUCAGAGCUUACAAUUCCCUUAAAUGGAGCUGAUAUCAUAAGCCUAGUUGCUGACAGAAUCCCAACUCUGGUUAUUCUGAUAUCUGGAAGACCUUUAUUAUUAGAGCCAUGGCUAUUGGAAAAGAUUGAUGCUCUUGUCGCUGCUUGGUUGCCAGGUAGUGAAGGAGAAGGAAUCACAGAUGUUAUCUUUGGCGGUCAUGACUUCAAAGGUAAAUUACCAGUGACUUGGUUCAGAAGAGUUGAACACCUUGAUCAGCCAACUGAUGGAGUUCAUUCAUACUUCAAUUCCCACCCAGAUUUUAUUAAUUACAUCCGUGGCCAAGUUUUUGAAAUGGGUCAAUAA